UAAAAAAAAAAAAGAGCGAUUUGCCCUAUAUACUCAUACGACAUAACAUUAGGUACAGCUGUAAUAUUUAUUGAGACCCCAACAAGAGUGUUAUCUCGAUAUUUACCUUCACAAAGAAAAUAAUGAGAUGUAUUGUACCGGCACGUUUAAUUCAAACAUUCUGAGUGUUUUUUUUCCCACCUAAUGUACGAGAAUCUUGAUGCAGUAUAUAGUUACAUUGAUAGUGUAAAGGAAUAUUCGGGCCACGCUGCAAAUAAUAAAAAAAAUAAUUACAAUCUGAGAUUAAAGUCGAGUUGUGAUUUUUCAUUUGAAAAUUGUCCUUUUCUGUACCACUUAAAUUGCAAAACUAGAUGACUUCUUAUCAAAAAUAUUACUUCCCCCCCCCAAAUAUACAAAUUUAACAAUAAAAUAGAGCCUGCUUCGAUUGACCUCCGUGACAAGCACAGGAGUGACAGCCCAUCUCCAGCAGUUAUUCCUGGGAAUCGUGCAAGGCUCUUGUUCUUUGUCUUUGAUCCUCGACACUUUUUGAUUGCGCUUUAUUGCAGCUCCCCCAUGCACGUUAUACACGUUUUAGUAGUGGUUCCCCUUCCUAAGCAGCAAAUUCAAUCAUAGCUCUCUGCUUCUGACGGGCAUCCGACAAUCAUGUAAUUUCCAAAUUGGCUGAAAAGGAAAAGGACAAGCUUAAACAAAAUUUUUUUUUUUUUUUAAUAAACCGUCAAAAAGUAUUUAAAUUGCAAAGAGUCAACAUUUCAGAAAAAAAUUAAACUACUAGUAAAUUAGAUUAAAUUAGGCUCAUUACUUUUUGACUGCUCCUUUUGACUAUUUUGCCUCACAAGGAAAAAUCCUCAAAUUUUGUGAUGAAAUAAUGACAGGGUAUUUCGGGUAUUUUCCAUAGCUGUCAAAUGUAAACCAAACAAAUUAAAUUUGACCGGAAUAGUAUGUAAGUAUGAAGAAUAAAAGUCUCUUGACUUGACCCUUAUUGCUGUAGCACCACCUUAAUAAACCCCAAGCUUCUUUUGCGAGUUUGUCAUCCUAAAAUGUCUGCUAUGAAAAUACUCCAACCAGGCUUUAGGACCACAGCGUCCUCUGCUGGUAAAGAUUAGGAAUCACUGCACAGGGAGAAAGAAAAACCUAACAUUUCCACUGAUGACCUCCAGUUUCCUGCCUGUCUUAAAUACACAUGGCAAAAAAUAACACACUCUCCUGUGUUAGAGUCCACUUGGCACAUGUCACACACCCCUAAUCAAUCGCUCAUCCCUAAUGUGUGUCACAUUCCUGGGAACAAGUUGGGACAACUUGCUGCACCUGAAACCAGUAAAACUGCCAUAACAAGUCAUGAAAAUUUCAAAAUACUGCUAUAAAUUGUCUAUUUUUUCAUCCUUGUGAAACAUCGAUGAUCCUCGUCAGCUUGUUAACGUGAACAUGUGAUAGCAGUUACUGAGCUUGUUGCAGCCGAUGUCUCUCUCUCUCUCUCUUUCUCCAUGGCCUGUCCUCCCGCCGCCUCCUGCUCCUACACCGUGGUCCUCAUCCCGCUCAGGAGCAGCCUCUGCAGCCUGGACGCCCUUCGCUUCUACUUGUGGAUUAAGCAUCUCAAGGAUCUAGAAAAGGAAAAAGACAUUCUGUGCUGUGGUUUGGAGACUCUGGAGCAGGCCCGACUCUGGUACUGCCAACGGCUGCAAAAGUCCAGAGCCCAGCAAGAUGACACUGACACCAAAGGUUGGAUCAACUCCUCCCAACAAGUUGUUACAAAGGCCCAUUCUUGCUGGCUGAGGUCUCGCAUACAGCGGGUGAAUGCAUCUUUGGCUUCUGUCAUGGCUGAGCCCAGUGGCACCAGCACUGAUGCUGUAGUACACAGCGCCCUCCGGUGGUAUCACACGCGACUCACACAGGAAGUGAGUCACAAGAAUCGACAGAUCUCCAUGUUAGAGAUGGAAAAGGACGCUCUUCUCGAGCGACUUUAUGAAGUUGAAACUGUCAGUGUAACUGAACCAUCAAGCCCAGGGUACCAGCACUUGACGAUUUACCGGGUCGAAUUCACAUGCCAAAGAACUUUGUUUUGGAUAUGUCACGCCUUUGAGGCUGUCAUUCGCGCUAUGGUUCAGCUACACAGCACCCGAUACGGGUAUGUCCAAAUCCUGUACUUACAAUGUACAUAUGUUUUAUUUUCCUUCCAAUUUUGUGGUUUUAGUGGCUUCCGUGCAGGUCUGCGGCGGUGGGAAGAAGAAAACAUCCUGCCGUGGUUGUGCUCUAUGUUACACACUUCAAACAAACUGUCGUGAUUCAAGAGUCACACACAUGCAAAAUAUUGCCUUUGUAAUUAGACGUUGUUCACAUUUGCAGCUCAAUGUGGAGGUAUUGAAGUCACGACACUUUUAUCAUCACAUACACUAAUACAGUAGCGCUGCAGAACAUGACAUGACUGUUGUAUCUUGCAAAUUCUGUGCAAUAAUGUUGUGCUCUAUAUUGAACCCUUUAUGGAUUAUUUUUUGCUAUUCUCUUUCAAAUGCUUGGAACGUACAACGAAGGGACACUUCAUUCGGUACACCCGCUCGCCCAAUUUCAUCGAUUCCAAAUGCGAUCAUGCUCAAUUUGGAUCGAAAUCGAUUAAUUUAACAAUCGUCAUUGUGGUUGUAGUUUACAGUGGUGUCAAACUACACUGCUGAGAUAUUUCUUUUAUAUAUAUAUAUUUACCCAUUAAUAAUGCGCUAAGAUAAAU
Messenger RNA from Phyllopteryx taeniolatus (common seadragon), 2716 nucleotides. RefSeq names its product suppressor APC domain containing 1 (gene sapcd1). The record is from RefSeq and is a predicted model, not a curated record. Bases 1482 to 2279 code for a protein of 265 amino acids. Lineage: Eukaryota; Metazoa; Chordata; Actinopteri; Syngnathiformes; Syngnathidae. The transcript is spliced from 6 exons.